Dibothriocephalus latus is the source of this 360-nucleotide messenger RNA. The record is from the annotation of a GenBank genome assembly. Lineage: Eukaryota; Metazoa; Platyhelminthes; Cestoda; Diphyllobothriidea; Diphyllobothriidae.
AUGCUUUCCAUGGUGGCAGGUCCCACCCUAGAACGACUGAGUCUCCUGCAUGUCUGCAAACUGGCACCGGAACAUUCUUCACCAGAGGCGAGCCAUCCCCUGCCACCGGCCUGGCAAGAUGAGCAGCUACGGCAUUUUGUCUGGGGCAAGCAACGGGAUCCCUACUGGUAUCUACACGAUCCCCGCUGGUUAUCAGCCCGACCCAAACACCUGGGCUGGAAUCCUCUAGCUGAUUUGCACUAUCUGUUUCCGAACCUCCAUCAGCUAGAGCUUUCCCUUUCUCAGCUUACCGGACCGAUGCUGCUUCGCCUGCUAUUUCAGACCCGUCUAUCAUUGCUCAUCUUUGUCCAGGUUCUAUGA